Capsella rubella is the source of this 1135-nucleotide messenger RNA. RefSeq names its product immune-associated nucleotide-binding protein 13. The coding region runs from base 1 to 1020 and encodes 339 amino acids. The transcript is spliced from 6 exons. Gene Ontology annotation, molecular function: GTP binding. NCBI's taxonomy places the organism in Eukaryota, Viridiplantae, Streptophyta, Magnoliopsida, Brassicales, Brassicaceae. The record is from RefSeq and is a predicted model, not a curated record.
AUGGGUGGAGGAUUGGUCGCAGAUGAGAUCGGAAGUGGUCAAUUAUUGGAACAUCAUCGUGAAAGAACUCUAGUGCUGGUCGGUAAAACAGGCAACGGUAAAAGUGCAACAGGAAACAGCAUCCUAGGAGAAACUAGGUUCCGGUCAAAAGCAAGAGGAACAUACAUUACUAAAGAAUGUGAGCUAGUAAAAUCCUCACUACCUAAUGGUCUUGAAGUCAAUGUCAUUGAUACACCUGGUUUGUUUAGUGCUUCCUUGACUACAGAGUUCACAAGUAGAGAGAUAGUUAGAUGCUUACAUCUUGCUAAAGAAGGAAUCAAUGCAGUGCUUUUGGUUUUCACCUUGAGGGCUCGGUUAACAGACGAGGAACAAUCAACGCUUCGAACUUUCAAGAUCCUUUUCGGUAGUCAAAUCGUAGACUAUAUGAUUGUUGUUUUCACCAAUGGAGAUGCACUUGAUGAAGGAGAAACCCUUGAUGAUUAUUUGGAAGAUUGUCCUGAGUUCCAUGACAUUCUUAAUGAAUGUGGUAACCGAAAGGUGUUGUUUGAUAAUCGCCGCGAUGUCCCCGAAAGAAAGAAAGACAAGCAACUCCAAGAUCUUCUCAACCUUGUUGAACAAAUCUCAAAGAAGAACAAUGGGAAAUCAUACAUGGCUGACUUAUCACUUGAGCUAAGGGAGAAUGAGGCCACAUUCCAACAAAAGCAGAAGGAUAUUGAAGCAAUGAAAGUAUCUUCUAAAAAGGAGUCAUCUCUAGUGAAGGAGCUAAAGAACUCAUAUAAGCAAAUGCUUAAGGAAACCGAAGAGAAGGUCUCUAACCAGUUAAAGGAAGCUUUGAGGGAAGUGAAAGAGCAACUAUCGAAGGCGGAAGCCAGAAGAGAAGAAGCAGAGAAAAAGAUGAACGAAAGCCAGAAACUAUCGGCUGAUGAGAUCAAACAGCUGAGAGAAGAUCUCAAAAAAGCCGAGAAAGAGACAGAUGACUUGCGUACCAAACUUAACGAGAAGAAGUGCACUAUUCUUUGAUUAUAUCUUCCCAUCCUCAACCUGAUCAUAAGCUCUAAAGAUGAGAUUGAUGAGUUGUUGAAAGGGUAGUAAGAAGAGAGUUGAAGAAACAUAUACUUCUAUUUUUGUAUGACAC